Molecule: messenger RNA, 506 nt
Organism: Austrofundulus limnaeus
Lineage: Eukaryota; Metazoa; Chordata; Actinopteri; Cyprinodontiformes; Rivulidae
Product: protein FAM177A1
Source: RefSeq, a predicted model, not a curated record
AAACCGGAAACAAUACUGCUGUUGCUCUGAGUGGGCGUACGUCAGAGCAAGUGAAAAACUAAACUAAAUAUUGCGACUUUACAGUUAUUUUUGUCUAAUGCCAGCGUUUCUUUAGGACAAAUGAUGGAAACUGAAAACAGUACAGGAGAGCCGACCCACUUUGAGACCGUGGAGAUUGUGAAUGUCGACCGAAAAAAGGUGAAGAUUCCCCGCAGGACCAUCCACUUUGCCAACGGAGAUACCAUGGAGGAGUACAGCACUGAUGAGGAGGAGGAAGAGGAAGAACAAGUGAAAAAAGAAGUCAUUACAGUGGAUACGUCCAAACUGACCUGGGGUCCUUACUUCUGGUUCCAAAUGUGGAGAAUGGGCACCUCCACCAUCUCAGUGUGUGACUACAUGGGAGAGAAGCUGGCCUCUCUGUUUGGCAUCACCAGUCCUAAGUAUCAGUAUGCCAUUGAUGAGUACUACCGCAUAAAGAAGGAGGAGGAAGAGGAAGAAGAGGAGGA